AUGACCGUUCAGCUACGUAUCAGCAGUUCAAAAGAACAACGACCUACCAUCUACAGAGGCAACACACGGCGUCUGCUACGUCUCAGCGAUGUACCAGACUCACCCGCGUCAUCUGGAGCUGCUUGUGAGGCUGUCGAGUCGGAUGGGCGAGCGUGCUGGGUCGCGCUCAAAGAGAGCGCGGGCGACAUUUGGUGUUAUCAACACCAUGACGAGUGGAGGCAGUUGAACAUACGUUGGGCCAAGAUCCAUACGGAUGCGGAAAGAAUGGCAGUGACAGGAUUGGAUGCUGGAAAACAAAAGAUUAUGAAGCUGCGCCAGUCUGUGGAUCUCAGACGAGAAAUCCAGGAGCGAUUCUACCCCCGCGGUGGUGAUAUCCAGGACUACAUCAAGUGGAUCAACAAGAUGGAAAAUGACGUGAGGCAACUAGCAGACUCUUUGUUGAUGGCGAACCUCAACCGCCGCCCAACCCCAGAGACCCCAGGUAUCCAUACCCCUUCACCUCAUCCAAACAGCAAAAAUCAUGGAGAGAAGAUCAUGAUUCUGCGCUCGCCACUAGACCCCCGGAUACCAAUCAACUCGCUAGACGGCUUACCUGACGAUGGGACUAUUCUUGUGCUAAAACACUUUUAUCAAGACCUCUGCGCUGAUAGUAUUCGUCGGCUGUACGCCAUCGUUCCUGAUUUAGACGACUCAAACAACUACCCCAACUCACCUGGGCCGGAUGAUGAUAUUCUAUUCGACGCUGGCACAGAGAUAAUCCGGGCCUGGUUCCGCAUCAUGGUCUUGAACGACAGUGAAGCUGGAACCUUGGAGCAUGCAACAAGGUCCAAGAGCAUCAGUGAGUUUCUUAUGGGCUGUCAAGCUAGCCAGAUUGAGAUGUACUGUGAUUUCUUCGAAAAGGCAUGGCGUCCACAUGCGGUUCAGUAUCUUCGUGUAGCGAUUUGUGCACAAACACUGGCAGGGGGUGACAUCAAGACAAUCCGGCUACUUGGUGGUACAAUACCAAGUACCACUGAGGGUCUGAGAAUGGCCAAGCCUUGUUGGGACAUUCUCUAUCGGUGGUUCCCCACAUUGCUCACUCCAUGGACCAUCGCUAGCAUAUGCUCCAACUUUGAAGAUUACACAACCAUAUGCAAACUCCUCAUGCUGAAGUUAUACAAUGACUAUUGGUAUGACCCAAAUAGCAUAUUAGGUGAAUGCGCCACUGGUGUGUAUAUGGGUUUCAUACCUAUGAACAAAGGAGACUUUACGUCAAGCACGGGGCUGAAGCAAGAAGACAAUGUCUGGGUUCAAUGUCAAUCGCGCAACUAUCUGUGUGGGCAAAUGGCGAUAGGGCAUCCUAUGACUAAGGCAUUUCUGGACGAACUUCGCAAACGAACCGCCUCUUUGUAUCUUGUUGUGUAUGAGGGCACUCAUGCCGACGCGACUGUUCACCCGACUGAGCCGGAUUUGUUCAUCAGCCGACACCGCACAGCCGCCAACUUGGAUGAGCUGGACUUAGCCGAUUUCACCACAACUCUUACCCUUGAAGACAUCAAGAACGAGUUGCGCAUGCGGAAGAAUUCUAUGUAUGACCCUAUCGUGGUUGACUCUUGGCAGUUCAUCAUCAUUGAUCGGGAGGUUGGAUUACCAUUUCGACUGACAGACAUCGUGCAGGAUACGCUGUUGAUGCUUGUCGGAGACCCUUCACCUCGACAGAUGGCCAAGCGCGUCAUCCGUGAGGUGAUCCCGCCCUCGGUUCAGGAGAUAUACCUCGAAAAAAUGCAGAUAGAGUGCUCUUCCGAGCUGCGCUAUCCGCCACCUGGAGAAAUCCAGCAUGAGGGAAACAGAUGGCGAACAUUUGACCCGAACCCGAACAUAAUCGCCGCUAAGCACAAGAAAACAACGGUACAGAACAUUUCGCGCGAUGACAACCGCUUCAUCCGGCACUUCGUAGAAGACCUGGAACGCUACGGCAUUGUCAGUCUCGUUCCUGAGUACGAAGAACCGCAAACUAGACCCAUCAUUGUACAAGGCGCAGACGGUGCACCAGACCUAUACUUUCCAUAUCAAGAAGAUGCCACAAAGGCCGAAGGCGAGCGAGCACCAACACUCCAUCUCCCACCGCGAACAUGCCUGUCAGAUUUUGCGCAAGCGUACCGAAAAAAGCACCCAAAUUCCAUCAUAGCAAAAGGCUCCAUCCAAACACACUACUGCGCCUGGCCAAUGCCCGCGAUCAAAAGCCUAGGUAAAACCGGACUCAACUUUGCCACAUGGGAAGGCCACGUCUAUCGCUGGAACGCAAUGCCAUUCGACCGCCCUUCCUCGGCAAAUGCCUGGCAAUAUUACAUCCAGCACUUCCUCAACUCCAAGUAUCCCUUCGUCAUGUUCCACCUCACCACAUUUGUCAUUUGCGCCACGGACCAAGACGAUGCUGAGCGAAAGAUGGUCAUGCUGCUGGAUGAGAUGGAAGAUAGGGGGUGGCGGGUUACGCUGCCGAGACCGCAUGAGUGGACGGGGGAUGUGGAGGGGCUUGGGUUGGAUAUUUUGUAUAAUGGGAUUAAACCGGCGUAG
Bipolaris oryzae ATCC 44560 is the source of this 2553-nucleotide messenger RNA. RefSeq lists its product as uncharacterized. The transcript is spliced from 4 exons. Bases 1 to 2553 code for a protein of 850 amino acids. The record is from RefSeq and is a predicted model, not a curated record. Lineage: Eukaryota; Fungi; Ascomycota; Dothideomycetes; Pleosporales; Pleosporaceae.